Molecule: messenger RNA, 920 nt
Organism: Myxozyma melibiosi
Lineage: Eukaryota; Fungi; Ascomycota; Lipomycetes; Lipomycetales; Lipomycetaceae
Product: IEC3 subunit of the Ino80 complex, chromatin re-modelling-domain-containing protein
Exons: 1
Coding region: 102-791 (229 amino acids)
Biological process (GO): chromatin remodeling
Cellular component (GO): nucleus; Ino80 complex
Source: RefSeq, a predicted model, not a curated record
AGGUUGACAAGAGCCGCACGUUCGUCGCGGCUUAUUGAACACCGCAAUUCUCGGCACGCCCUCGACUCCUCUCCUUCCUGCACCACAACAACACCAACCUCAUGGCAUCCCAAAUUCCUACAUCCCCUGAACCUGCAGAAGGUAACCGGGCAUCAGCAGAUCUUCCGAUGAACCCAUUAAUAGCAGCGCAUCUGGAUCCUAUCGCGAAUCAAUACGGCUCAAGCACAAAACACCCUGGCAACGGAUCGACCUCCUCCUCUGCUGCUGCCGCUGCCGGGAGUGUGACCGCCUCGGGUGCCCGCACUUCUAUAUCAUCAUCAACAACACGAGAACCUUACCGAUCGUAUCGGAAAAAAUAUCGCAAGCUGCGCCUAAAGUUUGAUGCUGCGAUGCGAACAAACGAAGAUCUCACAAACCUCGAUGUCUCUGCCAGACGAAGUAUCAGACGAUUGAACGGUGAAAAUUCGCGACUACUAGACCUCCUCAUCGAUCUCACAGAAUCAGGACAUAUAGAGGAGACUCUCUUAGUCAGCGGUAUCGAUGUCGAAGGCAACAGUCCUGAAGAGAUAGAACGCGAGAAAAAGAUUCAGGAGCUGUUGGCCAAGCCAACGUUCACACAAAAGAAGAACGGAGACGAUUCCAAAAAUGGCGACGCCGCUGAAGGAGACUCAACCGGAGAGAACGGACAUGCCUCGGGUGCGAAGAACUCUGUCGGAUCGGACGCAGAGGAUCAUGCAUUUCUGAAUGAACAGAUGAUUAUGCUACAGAACGACUAUGAAUCAGAUUACUAGUAUUGUGAGGGGCGGUGUUGUAUUUGCGUCAAAAUACUGGAGUUUUAUUUUUUUGUGUUUUGGGUUUACGAUACAAUGUCGAGGUUUUUGUAUAUAUAUGGAUUUUAAUUUGGCCUUUAUCUUGUGCGU